Messenger RNA from Guyanagaster necrorhizus, 636 nucleotides. RefSeq lists its product as uncharacterized. The record is from RefSeq and is a predicted model, not a curated record. The coding region runs from base 156 to 608 and encodes 150 amino acids. NCBI's taxonomy places the organism in Eukaryota, Fungi, Basidiomycota, Agaricomycetes, Agaricales, Physalacriaceae. The transcript has a single exon.
UUAUGGUAACACCUAUUAAACUCAUACCACCAGCCUUAGGCUAGACUUUGCCAGGAUUCAGUCCAGGUGAGUGCAGACAGCGGACAAGUCACCUGGGUAUUCGCCGCUGAACAGAUAUAAAACAGCGACAGAAAAGGUCAAGACAGUGCUUCGCCAUGAGCUUCUUGCAACGAUCCAAAACCGCACCCGAAGCUAUUCACCCUGGCCCGGUUCAAGUAACUCGCUCAGUCUCCCACGAGCAGAUGCUGCCAUUCAAGAAGAAGCAGCCGCUCAACGAGACGGCAUCGGGCUCCAGGGUGUGGGCACAACGACGACCCCAGAAAAAAGGGGGAUAUAUGCAGGGCUGGGGCCCCACUGACGAAGAAUGGGAUUGGCUGAAAGAACGGGAGGCCCGGCAGAGUGUGAGCGAGGAGGAGGUUGAGGAAACCAUCAGGAAGGAAGACAAAAUGGGUAUUCUGUUCCUAUGUGCGUCCACCAUCAUUCACCAUCACCAUUUAUUGAUAUUUUCUCAGCGCAAUUGUUCGCAUGGGGCGACGAAGAAAAGAUCAUGUCGCCUUACGACGACGCCUUUGACGCACAAGACCAUGAAUCACUCUACCUCGCCUUGAGUGCACGGAGAGCAGAGGCAACGACAGC